Boleophthalmus pectinirostris (great blue-spotted mudskipper) is the source of this 2868-nucleotide messenger RNA. Its product is annotated as protein ELYS homolog. The record is from RefSeq and is a predicted model, not a curated record. Lineage: Eukaryota; Metazoa; Chordata; Actinopteri; Gobiiformes; Gobiidae. The transcript has 18 exons. The coding region runs from base 41 to 2071 and encodes 676 amino acids.
UGAAUUUUUCAGGCCGUCUGGAGCUGUGCGGUGAAAGAAGAUGAUGUUGGAUUUGGAAGGCCAGUGGACAGACCUGCUGGCUGCUAACAACAUCAUGAGCAUCAUUCACGGGCUGAGGAAGAUCACAGAGGAUGAUAAAGCUGACGUGGAUGAAACCCUGUCCUCCUUUUCCUGCUGGUUGCAGAGGACCUCAGAGUUUACAAAGAAGGAGCUACUGAGCCUGUGCUUUAGCCGCUGCCAGGGUCUGUGGAUGUUCUUGAACCAUUACUCCUUUCGCAGAGUCCACCACCUGCUGCUCAAGCUCAGGAACCUGCUCACGCUGGUUCAGUGGGCGAGAAGGAAGCUCCAUCCUGGACUCUACUGCCAUGGUUACAAAGACACUUCCUCAAAUGCGAGGCGUCGCUCCUGGAUUCGAGAACACAGAGAUUUGAAACAGCACCUGUGGCUUGGUCGUCUGGUGGAGUGGUGGAGCCUCAUGGGACUUUUACCCAAGCGCUCCGAGGUGCAAGGGGAAAAACAAAUCUCUCACAUGUGGAAAGAAAUGAGUCAGAGUCAUCACAAAUCUGGAUUGGCGGACAGUGAAUGCAGCACGGUCAUCCAAGGCUUGGUGACCCAUCUCGUCAAACAACAUGGCUGCCUGUGGACACCUGAAAGCAGUGGGCAGCAGUGCUACCCUCCUCCCAGUCUGAAGGCCCUGCUGAAGCUGGUGUUAGUCCCUCAUGUGGAGACACAGUCUGUCCAGGCCAUUAUCAUGUACUUCAUCUUGGACAUAACCAAAGUUUUACAGUGCCGAAAUGAUCUUUUUAAGUCAUUCUGCAACUCAUUCACUAUUCCUCACAUGUUUUCAUCGCAAAUUAAAGCGUUUUGGAUGCUUGAUCACGGCCAAAUCAAGACGGCUGUGGAGCUGUUGCUAAGCCCGAGGACGGCUCUACCCCAGUUUUCAUGGCAGCAUCAUUGCAUCAUCAAAUCGUUGCUGUUGAGGAAAGAACGUCAGAUGGCUUUACGAUACUUGUGUUUGACGAGCCCUGCCAUGGAGAGUGUGGAAGAUGCGAAGCUCAGUGCAGAUGUGUGGUUGCAAAACAGUUGUGUGUCUGAAGCAUGGACUGUGGUGAAAAGAAACAACACAGAAAAUGGAGAUAUGGUGGCGCACUUUCUAAAGGCCUGUAAUGAAUUUGGUUUAAGAGCGGAGGCGAGCAAGUACAUCCCCCCCGGGUAUAAAGUUCAAAGUGAAAAUUAUAUUGAAGUUGCUUCAUUGCAUUUAACAGACCCUGCUCCAUGUCCACUGUCAGCCGCUCUGUACCGAGCUCAGAGAGAGCGAGCGCUGUCCUCUGAGCAGCUUCUCAGGCUCUUCAUCCAGUCUGUCACAGCACUGAGAUCGCCCCCUGUUUGCACGCUCAGAGAGUUCACUUGGGCUCAGCGUGAACAGAAGGAGGCCAAGGCUGAGAGCUCAGAGGUGUUCCUGUCCACUGAGGUUCAAUACCUCCGCUCCCCCAGUCCAUCCAUAGUGGAACCCAGAUCCGAUGACUGUAAUAGCACAGAUAAUCCAGAUCGCCACUCUUUCUGCACCUCCCCAGCGCUUGUCCCCACCAGACGACACGUGUCCUUCUCCUCUGUUUCCUCUCUGUCUCCCAUAAGAAAAGACCAGACCUUCUCCUACGAGUCCACCGUGACCCUGCAACAGAUAUCUGCUCUUCUCAUCGACGAUCAGGGAGGAGACGAGGAGGAGCUGAGCCAAGUCUCUUUAAGUGCUGAAGUUUUUCCGGAGUGCUCUGAUCGGACACUAGAGGGCUCUGCUGUCCCUGUGAUAGAACGCUCACAUUCCCCACACAGUUUUCGGAGCAGGUUCUACAGCACUGAUUGCAUUUCAGAUCUUCCAUCACUUCCUGAAGAGAUUGUUCAAACUCCAACCAAGUCAGAGAAACACAAGGACAGUAAUUCUGACGUAUUUCAAGACAGUGAACCAGGCAUUUCAAAAAGUUUGCUGCAAGAUGAACUUCAGAAGGACAAAUCUGAGCUGAAGCCCCCAUGCAGAGGUAGUGUCUGUUGUACAGUCUGUGGCCGUGUCCGGUGAAAGCUCCUCUAACCUCCGGCUAAAUGUUGAGGACCAGACAGCUCCAGCAGACGGGCCCGAGGACGGGGUCUCCAACGCCACAGCAGAAUUUGGCACUUCAUCUAUAUCUACAAUUGGACCACACCAGCUUCAUUCAUUCACGGUGUUUCCCUAUGCGCCCCCUAUGACGCACAAAGAAUACAGCCAAGAUGGAAAACAGCCUGACAAAGACUACGCGGCACAUCGGAAUGCUACCGGCAAAAUGUCCGUGAGGAGCAGUCGCAAAAAGAAAAAAAUGAAAUGAGGAUGGGUGGAAAAUGCCGGAGGUUGCCCGUCCACUAGAGGGAGUCAGAGAGCAGAGUGGUGCUGGUGAAGGGGAGAGCCACCUUGUCGUCUGGAGCAGAUGGGGGCAGUGAAGCGGCUCAGAUGGUUGUGACAGCUAUACCUGGUUUGGUUUUAAGAUGUGUUGUUGUGACUAAAGAAAGAGCCACAGGAGAGAGGAGAGGGAGGAAAAGAAAAGACAUGACCUGUGCCGACCUUACGGAGAAAACACUUGACUUAGCUCUUAAACUUAAGCUCUUAACAGUCACUUCACAUUAGUGUUCUUCACACAGGUGUUGUUGAGCCAGGGACGCGUAGUUAAAGGUGCACAGUGUAACUUUUUGAUUGGGGAUCCGUCACUUGCUUGUUUCUAUGGAUGUGUCAUUGCAUUUACUUACAUUUUUUCGAUCACAGGUGGUUUUAUAGCUCAAACAUAUCUAGAUAAACAGGCAUUCUGACUGUGAGCAGGGUCGCCUCUCCACAGAUCUGACCUGCCA